AUGACGAUUCCUACAAUUUCACUAUCAGAAAGAGACGAUUUUGAUGAGCUCGAGGUUGAGGAUGAUGCAUGCGCAGUCGAUGUAUUUGUAGCCGACAAUGUAGGAGACGUAGAAAGAGAGGAUGAGGUUAUUGAAGUCGGAGUUGGAAUAGAUGAUAUCGAGGCUGAGGCUGAAGCAGCAUCAUUAUUUGUGAAGAUUUGGAUGCUCUGGUAG
Molecule: messenger RNA, 213 nt
Organism: Penicillium waksmanii
Lineage: Eukaryota; Fungi; Ascomycota; Eurotiomycetes; Eurotiales; Aspergillaceae
Exons: 1
Coding region: 1-213 (70 amino acids)
Source: RefSeq, a predicted model, not a curated record